UCUUAUAGUUCUUAUACUAAGUCAUUUUAGAGUUGAAUAAAUUUUAAAUAUUGAUAUGACAAGGUAUAGACACCAAGUGAUACUUUACCUAGGAAGCUAAGAUUAAAUAAAAGCUAGAGCAAUCUUUCACCAGCCCCAAAUAAGUAUGAAGUGAGAAACUUAAAAGGGGAAAGGGUAAGGGCAAGAAAACCGUAUUUAUGGGAAAAGAAAUGUGUGGAUAAGGAAUGGGUGAGUAAGACGGAAUAACUGGUCAGGACCAGCCAUUUACAUUUGACAGUAGUACAGAAAGCUUACCAAUAUUAGUAUUAAACUAUUUUUAGGAGUAAAAAGUUAUAUAGGAAGGCUAUUAUGAGAUGCACACAACUUUUCCUCUUAAAAGUUAUUUGCCAUUAACUAUAUUUAAACUUUUUUCCUUUCAAGGUACAUGUCACCUGCUAAACUAGGAGAAGAUAUAGUUAUUACAGCACAUAUUCUGAAGCAAGGAAAAACACUUGCGUUUGCCUCUGUGGAUCUGACCAAUAAGGCCACGGGAAAAUUAAUAGCACAAGGCAGACACACAAAGCACCUGGGAAACUGAGAGAACAGCAACCCAACAAUGAAUAUCAAGUGUAAAUCUAACUUGAACAAAUGUAAUUUUCAAAAUAAAUUCGCACAACCAGAAAAAAAAAAAAAAA
Messenger RNA from Galeopterus variegatus (Sunda flying lemur), 674 nucleotides. RefSeq names its product acyl-CoA thioesterase 13 (gene ACOT13). Bases 425 to 577 code for a protein of 50 amino acids. The transcript has a single exon. Gene Ontology annotation, molecular function: fatty acyl-CoA hydrolase activity. The record is from RefSeq and is a predicted model, not a curated record. Lineage: Eukaryota; Metazoa; Chordata; Mammalia; Dermoptera; Cynocephalidae.